AGUAUAUGGGUAGAAUAUAUGCACCAUCAUAUAUCAGUUGAGAAGAAACGAGAGAAGACGAGAAAAUGCAAAUUGGUCGCCUUGUAUUCCAAAAUACUUUCUCGAAGUUGCAGUCGAUACGUCAAAUCUCUACAACGUACAAAGUAAUGGCUCCCAUUAAGGUUGGUGAAAAGCUGCCCUCCGUGGAUCUGUUUGAAGAUUCCCCAGCCAAUAAGAUUAACACUGGCGACUUGACAUCCGGAAAGAAAGUUGUAAUCUUUGGUGUACCUGGAGCUUUUACCCCCGGCUGUUCCAAAACACAUUUGCCAGGAUAUGUAUCAUCGGCUGACAGCUUGAAAUCUCAACAAAAAGUUGAUGAAAUUGUUUGUGUUUCCGUCAACGAUCCUUUCGUAAUGUCCGCUUGGGGCAAGGAACACAAUGCUGCGGGUAAAGUACGCAUGUUGGCCGAUCCUUCUGCCGCUUUCGCUAAAGCCUUGGACUUGACCAUUGACUUGCCACCAUUGGGUGGAGUACGCGCUAAGCGCUUUUCCAUGGUCGUGGAGAAUGGACAAGUUGUGGAAUUGAAUGUGGAACCAGACGGCACUGGCUUGAGCUGCUCUUUGGCCAAUAACUUGGGCAAAAAGUAAAGAGAUUAUUAGAUUGCAAUCGAAUUGCAUUAUCCGCAUGCUGCCCAAUGAAAAUAAGCUACGUAGAACGUGUAUCCAGUCAAUUGAAAAAUAAACAUUAUUUGAAGUGUAGGCUAUAUCGAAACUGUAGAUGAAUCAAAAAUAAAUGAAACAUAAUAAAAAACAAA
Musca domestica (house fly) is the source of this 793-nucleotide messenger RNA. Its product is annotated as peroxiredoxin-5, mitochondrial. Gene Ontology annotation, cellular component: cytoplasm; mitochondrion; peroxisome. The record is from RefSeq and is a predicted model, not a curated record. Bases 66 to 626 code for a protein of 186 amino acids. The transcript is spliced from 3 exons. Lineage: Eukaryota; Metazoa; Arthropoda; Insecta; Diptera; Muscidae. Gene Ontology annotation, biological process: cellular response to oxidative stress; hydrogen peroxide catabolic process; cell redox homeostasis. Gene Ontology annotation, molecular function: thioredoxin peroxidase activity.